Messenger RNA from Penicillium macrosclerotiorum, 1341 nucleotides. Its product is annotated as histidinol dehydrogenase family protein. The record is from RefSeq and is a predicted model, not a curated record. Gene Ontology annotation, molecular function: metal ion binding; NAD binding; histidinol dehydrogenase activity. NCBI's taxonomy places the organism in Eukaryota, Fungi, Ascomycota, Eurotiomycetes, Eurotiales, Aspergillaceae. Gene Ontology annotation, biological process: L-histidine biosynthetic process. Bases 1 to 1341 code for a protein of 446 amino acids. The transcript has 3 exons. Gene Ontology annotation, cellular component: cytoplasm.
AUGGGUCGACAAUACCUCAAGGAAGUUACUGGUUUGCCUGGAGUUGAGCCAUCUCCUAGAGCCGACGUGCCUCUCAUCGUUGAAGAAGUGAUUAGGUCCAUUCGCCAGGAGGGCGAUGUCGCUGUGAGGAGAUAUUCCGAAAAGUUUGACAAGUGGUCACCACAGAGCUUCAAACUGUCUCAGACUGAUAUUGAGGCUGCGAUUGCCAGUUGUCCCAAGCAAACCAUUGACGAUAUUAAGGAAGUCCAAUUGAAUGUGAGGGCCUUUGCUGAAGCGCAGAAAGCUUCCCUCAAGGACUUUGAGAUCGAAAUCCGACCUGGAGUGCAUCUAGGACAAAAGAAUGUUCCAAUUGAUAAUGUCGGGGCAUAUAUCCCCGGCGGACGAUAUCCCCUCCUUGCAUCGGCACAUAUGACCAUUUUGACUGCCAAGGUUGCUGGUGUCAAGAAUGUCAUCGCCUGUACGCCGCCAAUCAAUGGUAAAAUUCCGUAUAGCACUGUCGCCGCUAUGCACUUGGCAGGUGCCGACGAAAUAUUCCUCCUAGGAGGUGUUCAGGCAGUGGCUGCUAUGGCAGUGGGUACGGAGACCAUUCAGAAGGUGGAUUUCCUUGCGGGACCAGGCAAUGCUUUUGUGGCCGAGGGCAAGAGACAGCUCUUUGGAGAAGUGGGCAUCGACCUCUUCGCUGGUCCCACCGAGAUUUUGAUCUUGGCCGACGAUACUGCCUCUGCCUUCACUGUGGCAACGGAUUUGAUCUCUCAGGCGGAGCAUGGCCCCGAUACCCCUGCUGUGCUAAUCACAACCAGCUUAGAGCUUGGGCGCAACACCAUAGAUAUUGUGGACAAUCUCCUUAACUCUUCCGAUUUGUCGACUGCGGCGGUCGCCAAGACAUCAUGGGAGGCCUUUGGAGAAGUUAUAGUAGUUGACACCAUGGACGAAUUGUGGGAGCUUGGCAACCGGUAUGCGAGCGAGCACGUCCAGGUCUUCACCCGGAAUCCGCGUGAUGCAUUGGAGCGGAUGACCAACUAUGGUGCCUUGUUUCUUGGUGAAAAAACAUGUGUUUCUUUUGGAGAUAAGGUUAUCGGUACUAAUCACGUCCUGCCUACACGCACCGCCUCCCGUUACACAGGUGGUCUGUGGGUUGGCAAGUACCUGAAAACCUGUACCUACCAAGAGGUCACUUCUGACGAAGCCAGUGGAGGUCUUGGCCGACUCUGUGGAAGGGCUGCCCGAGCAGAAAACUUCGAAGGACAUGCACGCUCUGGUGAUCUUCGUGCCUACAAGUACAAAAAAGAUGGGUUUGAGUGGAUCGGAAAGUCACAAGCGGGAAGCGGGAGCCGUCUAUAA